CAUAUCAGCGAUAAGUCAGGGUUGUUGGUGCAAUCAUAUGAUUGAAAAAUCUCCGUCGGACCGAAAUAAUAAUAAUAAAUAAAUAAAGUUAUUCCUCAGCACGCAAUGAGCAUUCGAAACUGCGAAAAGGAGGCCGCGGGCCAGCUACUGGAUGACUUGUACCUGGACAUGUUCCACCUCGUCGAGGAGCACACCCAGUGUCGGAUAAAUUUGGAGCGAUGCAACGCCAGUGGGGCGAUUCUCCUGGCCCGCACUAGAUUUCAGCAUGGAGGCAGCCAGUCCGUGUCCACGGCCCAGAUUCCCACGGAGAACAGUGCCGAGUUCAACGCCCUCUGCCGGGUCGUGGACUCCACGGAUGGCGUCUGCAUCGAGCGACACGCGGUUGACAAGUCCAAGGGCUUCGUGGAGCCCCUGCACUGGUUCUCGGUACUGCCACCGAUGAGCUUGCGUAAUGCUGUGACCAAGUUCAAGGACUGCAUAGAGCUGGUCGCCGAGAGCACUAAUCUGCAGCGGCAGCUGGGAGAAGCGCUGGAUUGGAUCACAAAGCUGCGAAGGAAUGCCCUGCUUAGCUAGAUACUUAUGGCGUACGCACCAUCCAUACAAUGUUAAGAAUAAAGUAGAUUUGAAAACAUUA
Drosophila mauritiana is the source of this 634-nucleotide messenger RNA. RefSeq lists its product as uncharacterized. Lineage: Eukaryota; Metazoa; Arthropoda; Insecta; Diptera; Drosophilidae. The record is from RefSeq and is a predicted model, not a curated record. Bases 106 to 573 code for a protein of 155 amino acids. Gene Ontology annotation, biological process: vacuolar proton-transporting V-type ATPase complex assembly. Gene Ontology annotation, cellular component: extrinsic component of endoplasmic reticulum membrane. The transcript is spliced from 2 exons.